AUGACUAACCGCAGUCCAAGAAAAAAAAUGCCGGCACAACAAGUCAACUCUCCGCCACCGCCUUCCGCCACCGGGUUUUCCACCUUGCAUCCAGAUAUCGUCGAAGCCCACAUCCUCCCCCGUUUAGACGGGCCAUCUCUCGCCUCCGCCGCCUGCUGCACCACCACUCUCCGCCGCCACUCCGGCCAGGACAACCUCUGGUCCAACAUAUGCCACUCAACUUGGCCGUCCACCGCCGCCUCACCACAAGUCAGCCAACUCAUCUCCGCCUUCCCCAACGGCGGGCCUCGGACCUUCUUCUCACACGCUUUCCCUCUCUUAACAGAUCAAAGCUGUCACGGCCACUCAUCCUUAAUCCCACCACCGCCGGAACUACUCUCAGCCGUCGAUAUAAAGUACCACGACAAUCUAAUCUUCACAAAACUCCAUGAAACUUCAACCGACGGCGGGUGGUUCCGCUCCUCUCCCUUCCGGAUCGACCUGCUGGAGCCGAAGGACGUGGUCCCCACCGCCGUCAAGUAUCUCGCCGGAGACGAAUCAGCUGCCGAAAUCCUCGACAGCAUGACACUGAGUUGGAUUCUGAUCGACCCAAUCGGCCGGCGGGCGGCGAACAUUUCAUCACACAAGCCCGUCGCGGUGCAGCGCCACUGGCUGACUGGGGAACUACAGGUGCGUUUCGCUUCGAUCCUGGCAACGGCCGGCCACGGUCACGUGCAGGCCGGGAUAGUGGUCACGUGCGGUGGGUCAGAGAGCGGCGAGAUGCAGGUGAGGGAAGUGAAAUUGGAAAUCGAGGACGUGGAUGGAAUUCAAUUGAAUGGGAAGGACAGUAUGGUCAUUUUGGAAGGGGCAUUGGCCGGCAAAAAGGGGACAGGGAAAAACAGGGUGCGAGAAGGGCGGAGAAGGUACAGAGAGUUUGAGAAGACGAAGAGAGAGAGAAGAGAGAGAAAGUUGAGAACAGAGGGAGCUUUGGAUAUGUUGUGCUUGGCUUCUGGUGUAUCUAUCGUUCUUGCUUUCUGGUGUUAUUUCUUGUGCAGAUAA
This is a messenger RNA of Erythranthe guttata (spotted monkey flower), 1038 nucleotides long. RefSeq names its product putative F-box protein At2g36090. Gene Ontology annotation, molecular function: protein binding. The record is from RefSeq and is a predicted model, not a curated record. NCBI's taxonomy places the organism in Eukaryota, Viridiplantae, Streptophyta, Magnoliopsida, Lamiales, Phrymaceae.